Messenger RNA from Anopheles cruzii, 836 nucleotides. RefSeq names its product calcium load-activated calcium channel. Gene Ontology annotation, molecular function: calcium channel activity. Gene Ontology annotation, cellular component: cytoplasm; endoplasmic reticulum; endoplasmic reticulum membrane. Bases 81 to 632 code for a protein of 183 amino acids. Lineage: Eukaryota; Metazoa; Arthropoda; Insecta; Diptera; Culicidae. The transcript has 4 exons. Gene Ontology annotation, biological process: endoplasmic reticulum calcium ion homeostasis. The record is from RefSeq and is a predicted model, not a curated record.
ACGAACUAAUCAGUCGGCUUUUGGGAAUCUAUUUAUUUGCCAAAAAUAGUCUUCCUGCCAGUAUCCGCUUGCCUAUAAACAUGUGGUCUGAUACGCUGCUAAUCGUCUUUAUCUCGAUUUUCACUGCACUAUUGGGCGAAGGUCUCACAUGGGUCCUGGUUUAUCGCACGGAAAAGUACCAGAAACUGAAGGGCGAAGUAGAAAAACAAAGCAAGAAAUUGGAGAAACGUAAAGAAACGCUUGGAGAGUCGUUGGACAAGAGCCACAAGAAGAAAAUUGAACGGGAUGAAGAAAAACUGAAGAACAACAACCGUGAUCUGUCGCUAGUCAAAAUGAAAUCGAUGUUUGCUAUCGGUUUUGCCUUCACCGCCCUGCUCAGCAUGUUCAAUAGCAUCUUCGACGGCCGAAUUGUGGCCCGUCUUCCGUUCCUGCCGAUUUCCUGGAUCCAGGGACUGAGCCACCGAAAUCUGCCCGGCGAUGACUACACGGAAUGCUCCUUUAUUUUCCUGUACAUCCUCUGCACGAUGUCGAUUCGACAGAACAUACAAAAAAUGCUUGGCUUUGCACCAUCGCGGGCUGCAAGCAAGCAAGCUGGAGGUCUCUUCGGACCCACUCCAGGACAAUUUAAGUAAGGCAGCCGCCCUCUGAAAAGCCUGUUUUUAGUGUAUAAGAUUUGCUCGCACUCCCAUGUUACAUCGCCGUGACGUCAGGAAAAGCGAUCGGGCCCGGCUUACUCGAUUACGAUAGAUACUCUUGUGCGAUACUGCUCUAGCUGCCGGUACACCUUGUUUGUCGUUAGAUGAGAUAAAGACCUGUAAUAAAUUGGUUCAAAAAUC